UAUAUUUUAAACCGUAACCCGAAUUGAGAACUGAGCUUGAAAACUGAAAAGGAUGUUUAGUAUGAUUUUCAAAAGUUGCACACAAGACAUGAACACUUGCACAACUCGUCAGAGGAUUCUCCUCCAAACGCUUUCAAGUCGACGUAACAUGUAGUCGAAAGAUAUGUUUUCGUAACAGUUUUGUUAGUACCUAAGGAAUGAACAUGUAACGUCGACUAUUCUCGACGGCCCAAACAUAAGAGUCGCCUUUGAAAAGGCGUCUAGCAUUACCCUUUGGAAAAUGAUUUGGGUCCCAGAGAGACUUUGCAGUUGUGUAGUCGCAGGCGGCCAAACCUGAGCUUUCUCUUCUUCCGACACCAGUAAACAUUAAAACCAUCAAAAUCCCAGAAGCAAUCUCUCUCUCUCUCUCUCUCUCUCUCUCUCUCUCUCUCUCUCGUCCUUCUUUAGAAAAUAAGGAAAGAAAGAAAAAUGAGCAUAGAGUGCUACGUGGUGGUGCACAACAUCGCGAAGCGGCACAACGUGGGCACACUAGCCCGGAGUGCCACGGCCUUCGGUGUCUCCGAACUUAUCCUAGUGGGCCGCAGGGACUUCAAUGCCUUCGGAAGCCACGGUUCCACCUCCCACCUCCGCUUCCGCCACUUUCAUUCCCUCUCUGACGCCCGCCAAUUCCUCAAGGAAAAAGAUUGUGAUAUUUGUGGCGUGGAGAUCACAGACACUGCUAUGCCCGUCAAUCAGCAUCCUUUCAACAAGAGCACUGCUUUCCUACUCGGAAACGAGGGAACAGGGCUUUCUGCCAAAGAAUGUGAAAUAUGUGACUUUUUUGUUUAUAUCCCACAAUACGGGUUUGGUACUGCUUCAUUGAAUGUUACAGUAGCGGCUUCUAUUGUAUUGCAUCAUUUUGGAGUUUGGGCUGGCUUCCCUGAGAGAACCCGUGAUGGGAACAAGUAUGUUGUGGCUGAGAGACCCGUUAAACAGGGGAGGCGAAACUACUGUGCAGAAACAGCUGAUACCAUAAUUGAAGAGCGUAAAUCUAGAAGGGAAAAUACUUCCAGUGGUUUCUUUGAUGAGAGCGGAAAUAGCAAUUCAGCUUCUAACCUUCUGGAUGCAUUGUUCGGUGAUGAUUGAUUCGAGGGAGUUAACUAUUUGAUAAAAUUGGCAUCAUAAAGCAUCGAGAACAGUGUGGGUUGUUGUGGGUCUACAUUGCCUCUCACCUAUUUCUUCUAAACAGAAAGAAACAGCUAAUGCGUAAGCAGUGACUCGAGAAAAGUCUGUUGCUAGAGAAUUAUUUUAACUAAUUGAGAGUGAGAGAAAAGCUUUUUGAUGGAUGGAUGGAUGGAUGAUGUGUUGCAAAUUGAACUGGGGACAUUAGUUAAACUUUGAUCCAUUUUGGCUGGGAUUAGCUCUCCAUGUAAGAGUAUUGGUAAUCCCUUUCUGAUACGUAUGAGAAAUUUGUUGAUGAUCCAAUUCUCUUC
Messenger RNA from Carya illinoinensis, 1472 nucleotides. Its product is annotated as putative TrmH family tRNA/rRNA methyltransferase. Bases 469 to 1125 code for a protein of 218 amino acids. Gene Ontology annotation, molecular function: RNA methyltransferase activity; RNA binding. The transcript is spliced from 4 exons. The record is from RefSeq and is a predicted model, not a curated record. Lineage: Eukaryota; Viridiplantae; Streptophyta; Magnoliopsida; Fagales; Juglandaceae. Gene Ontology annotation, biological process: RNA processing.